AUGAGUGGGAGUACCGAAACUAGCGUACCUGAAGACUUGAUCAAGGCUUUUGAUAUUCGAUGUAAUAAGGGUUUUUUCGUCGGUAAAUCGGAUAUAUGCAAAAAGGUUAAGGGCGUCGGUGGAUUUAUCCGAAAAAAAGAAUUAGAAGCUAUAAGAGUUGAAGGUAAUUCUGAUGUUAUAGAGCUAUUGCGCAUUCCUCGGUUAUCUACUUUCUCCAUUUAUACGCUGCUGGAAAUCGUGAAUGAUGAAAACAAUUACGCUGACGCCUCGUCUUUCUCGAAAACAAGCGCUGCAGUUAAAGCGAGUUUAGAAAAAUAUUUUCGGAACCCGAUCUUGGUGUCUCAUAUCAGCGAAUCGUUACUCCUCGUCAGCUAUUUCACUUUGUUUGAGUGUCUUAGAUAUCAUGGCCUGGAAAUUCCCGAGAAAAUAAAAAAAUAUUUGGACCUGGUAUUGCUGGACACCGAGGUCGAUUCGGUGUACUCCAAUCUUUCGAACAGCUUCGAAACCUCAGAAAUACGUCUCUUCCGCCAGUACGGAUACGAAAAAUGCUCAGAGAUCUUCAAUGCGCUCAUUGAUGUGUCUAAUGUCAUAACUAGCGACAACCAAAUUUCUGUGAAAAUCGCCAAGAUAUGCGCCAGCUGCAUGUCCCGAUCUCUCGAAAUUCCAGAGGCCGUGGAUGUCGAUAGUGACGAUUUCAGAGUCAAUAAUACGCUGGUUCCUGUGCUUGAUUUUGUCAAUCACGACAAUGACCAAGUUAACGCGCAUUUCGACGUGGAUCGAGAAACAGGCGACGUUUUACUACUACUUGAUGAAACACCACAAGAGGAAGAAGAAUUUGAAGUCUUUAUCAGUUACUCUCCGUAUGAGGAGCUCUUCAAUUUCGAAAGGACCUACGGAUUUGCGCCGGUGAGGUCCAAGAAAUCACCUCAGUUCUGGAAUAUGUGCUUUGAAAAGAAUUUCUUCAAGAAAUUUAAACCCAGGUGUUUGGACUUGGCUUGUUUUUACAAAUGGUUCUCGAUCAGACCUUGCGUUCAACUUAUUUUACUUGGCGAUCAGGUGUAUAUCAAUGACACCAUUGAAGAAUUUAGACAGUUUCUUCUCCCUUUCUUCGAUAACCCUGUCCGAGAAGAUGAGCCGCGGUUUGAGUAUAAUCCGAACUGUUAUUUGACCUUUGCGCGCUUUGCAGCGCGUGCAAACGGCGGUAGUGAAAAUGAUUACUUGUCGUAUUAUGAAGAGGUCGUGAGGACCCAAGAACGAAGUCGAGACGAAACCAUAGGUAUUCCUCAAUUGGCAUGGUCUUGCCGUUUUUGGGAAGAUUCUUUGGUGUCAGCGAGAUUCGACAAAGAACAAUGCAUGAGCUUUGAGCACGACUCGGAAGAAGACUACGAAAAGGCCAAAAAUGCUUUUGAAGCAUAUUUCUGUGAAUACUGCGCUUGGCGAAUGCGGGCACUUUCUAUCGAGAUGACUCAACCGACCUCAAAUUUUUGGGGCAGAUUGGCCGCUCAUGAGCAAACAAUUUUAGGCCAGAUCCUGCUUCAAAAACGAAAUAAAUCUGCAUUUUUCUGGUCCGAAGCCCCAUCGUCCCUAACCGUGCCAUUUACGGGAUGUCCAGUGCUUCCAAACCAAUGUGUUGCGUUUGAAAUUGACACGGACAUGACGAAAAAUGACCAUUUCUCUUAUUACGAAGAGUCUCGGUAUUCUGACUACGUUGACGAAGAGUAUGAACACUAUCAUCAAUUUUUUAACCCAUCUUAA
Molecule: messenger RNA, 1755 nt
Organism: Lachancea mirantina
Lineage: Eukaryota; Fungi; Ascomycota; Saccharomycetes; Saccharomycetales; Saccharomycetaceae
Source: the annotation of a GenBank genome assembly